AUGAGAGCUGUAAUCAAAGCCUGUGCUGAUGGCGGUGCAAAUCAUUUACAUCAUAUCACCAAUGGUCAACAAGAUGAAUAUUUGCCAGAUUUCAUCAGUGGGGACUUUGAUUCUAUACAGCCGUUGGUGAAGGAAUUCUAUACUGCAAAGGGAUGUGAACUGAUUACAACACCAGAUCAAGACUUUACUGACUUCACAAAGUGCCUUUCAAUCCUACAAAAUAAAGUUCAGCAAAACAGUCUUCAGGUGGAUGUCAUUGUUGUGUUGGGCGGACUUGGGGGACGCUUUGACCAGAUUAUGGCUUCAGUGGAGACACUCUAUCAUGCUGUCAAAAUCACCUCCAUCCCAGUAUUAGUGAUUCAAGAUUCAUCUCUUAUCUAUCUUCUGCAGCCUGGGAAACACAAACUGCAUGUGGCAACAGGAAGAGAAGAGAAAUGGUGCGGCCUUAUUCCUGUAGGAGCUCCAUGUCAUGUCGUGACUACAACUGGUUUAAAGUGGAAUCUCUCUGCCGGAGUGCUGGCAUUUGGAACUUUGGUCAGCACCUCAAAUACCUAUGAUGGCAGUGGCAUUGUUACAGUGGAAACUGAUAGUCCUUUACUAUGGACCAUGGGAAUAAAGUCCUCCAUCAAUGAAUAAAAACAACUAAAGAAAACAUUCUA
This is a messenger RNA of Nanorana parkeri, 659 nucleotides long. It is a transcript of the gene TPK1, whose product is annotated as thiamin pyrophosphokinase 1. Gene Ontology annotation, molecular function: thiamine binding; thiamine diphosphokinase activity; ATP binding. The coding region runs from base 1 to 636 and encodes 211 amino acids. The transcript is spliced from 7 exons. The record is from RefSeq and is a predicted model, not a curated record. Gene Ontology annotation, biological process: thiamine diphosphate biosynthetic process; thiamine metabolic process. Lineage: Eukaryota; Metazoa; Chordata; Amphibia; Anura; Dicroglossidae.